CCGCACCAAAGUGAACUUAACAAAAUACGCAGCUUCAUAAGCGCUGUUUUUUUUCUUUAUACUCAAGUUCUCUUUCAGACCGGAGGGAUGAUUGCUGCUACGUGUGACAUGCCAGUAUUUUUGGAAUCGAUACCACCAGUUUUAGUGAGCUUUGUGUGUCUUAUUAAAUUCACUAAUUUUAUUAUCAAUGCUGACAAGAUGAAGAAGCUUCUUAAUACUAUGGAUUAUGAUUGGAAGACAAUUAAUGAUCCAGAAGAAAAAAGAAUUUUACAUUUUUGGGCGACAAGAAGCAGAAAAUAUAGUGUUUAUUAUUUCAGUGCAGUUUGUGGAUCGAUGGUCCCCUUUAUGCUGAGCCCAAUAGUGCCAAUGAUAAUCAGACUUUUUCCCGAAGAAUUGAUAUCUCCAAACAACAGCAUCGCAUUGAUAAGACCAUUGAUUUUCCGCGUAAAUUAUUUCCUCAACAUAGAUAAAUACUAUCAUUUAAUAGUUUUUCACUCGAUCUUCGGUACACUGGCCUAUAUCACCGUAGCUGCUGGCAUAGACUCGAUGUUUUUGGUUUAUGUACAGCACGCGUGCGCAAUGUUCCACAUUAUCGGACAUCGAGUAAGCCAUCUGUCGGACGACGACAACAUUGCUAUUGACUUCAAGUCUCACAUACUGAAUGACAAACCUUACCAACAGAUGGUCAGGUGUAUCAUUGAGCACAGUAAGACUCUUGAAUUCUCACAAACGAUCGAAUCAGCAAACACGAUCUCAUUUUUUCUCCAAUUGGGAAUGAAUAUGAUCACUAUCAGCUUUACUGGAUAUCAAGUUGUAUCAAAAUUAAUUGGCCUAAUUAGGAGCAGUUAUAGUGCAUUCAGUUUCGACACGCAAGCUUUUAAACACCGGGACACUUACCCCGAAGUCAUCACAAUGGACAAUACCCUAGACAGUCUGUUACGUGUCAAUCGACUCCUUUUGUCAUCCCUCGGACAAUGGCCGCAGCAAGAUCGAGUUUCUAAAUUGUGUACACUUACAAGCGCGAUUUUCUUCCUUAUUACUCAAGGAUACUUUCAGACUGGUGGGAUGAUUGCUGCGUUAUGUGAUCCGCCUAUUUUUAUGGAAUCGAUACCUCCGGUGCUGAUAAGUGUUAUGUGUCUUGUCAAGUUUAUUAAUUUUAAUUACAACGCCGAUAAGAUGAAAAGACUUUUGGAAACACUACAAGCCGAUUGGAAUUCUAUCGAUGAUGAAGAAGAACUUGAAAUUUUGAAUUCUUGGGCUAAAGAUAGCAAAAAGACUACAAUUAUGUAUGCAGGUGCAGUUUAUGGAUCCAUGGUUCCAUUUAUGCUAGGGCCACUGGUGCCGAUAAUUUGCAAAUUUAUUCCCGAAAGCAUAGUACCUUCGAACAGCAGCAUAGCUUCUGCAAGGCCAUUGAUGUUUCAUAUAGAAUACUUGUAUGAUAUAGAGAAAUAUUACUUUCCACUGGUUAUACAUUCAUAUUUUGGAACUAUGACGUAUAUAACUGUUGUUGUUGCUAUUGAUACGAUGUUUAUGGUCUACGUACAACACGCCUGUGCAAUUUUUGUAGUUAUUGGAAAUCGCUUGGAACGUUUAGUCGACCACGAUACAAUAUUUUUCAACGCCAAUCUAGAUAUUUCAAUCGACGAACCUUACAAACGGAUGAUCAAAUGUAUAAUCCAACACAGCAAAACUCUUGAAUACACCCAAUUGAUUGAAUCAGCAAAUUCUGUAUCAUUUCUAUUUCAAUUGGGAAUCAACAUGAUCACUAUCAGCUUCACUGGAUUCCAAGCCGCAAUGAAAUUCGACCGCCCCGAUGAAGCUUUUAGGUACGCAAGUUUCACAAUCGCCCAAACUUUCCACCUAUUUUUUGAAAGUUGGCCUUCGCAAAGAUUGGCCGACGAAAGUGCUCGGAUAAGCGAAUAUACAACAAAGUGCGCUUGGUACCUUACUUCAAUGCGCUCUCGGAAGUUACUUCAUCUCUUUAUAAUGAGAAGCACUUCUCCCUGUCAAUUGACGGCUGGCAAUUUUUAUGUUUUAAAUUUAAAAAACUUCAGUGCAGUCUGUAAGUCCUCGAUGUCAUUCCUCACACUUUUGUUUUCGAUGCAGGAUGAAGGUGUUGCUGUGCUUGAUAGGUCGCUGGCCGUAUCAAACUCGCAAACAAAGGGUGGUGAUGACCUCCGUGGUUUCUACCUUCUGAUACUGGUCUAUAAUCAUUAUGAUAAUUAUUCAAGUAAACAAGAAGUAGUUAUAGAAACAAUUUCACCGCUGCUAGUGGAUUUUACAUGCUUAGUGAAGUACAUCACUACUUCCCUCAAAAUGGAUACUAUUUUCGGUCUUUUGGAACAUAUCAAAGAGGAUUGGAAAAUUUACUCUGGAGAAGAGAAAAAAAUACUUGAGUACUACGCUAAUUUGGGAAAAAUUUUUUCGAUUGGUUACGUAGCUGCCGUGUAUAUGGUGACAAUUUUGUUCAUGACGGAGCCGAUAGUUGAACAAACAUACUUCAAAAUAUUUAAAAAUAUAACUAUUCCUAAAAGGUUUUCAAUUCCGACCUAUUGGGAAACGCCAGAUGUUGAAAAAAAUUUUUAUUAUUUAAUUUCAUUUCAAACUGUUAAUACCAACUUCAUUAUUAGCAUCACUUGUGCAAGCGACGCAAUGUUUGUUAUUUUGUUGCAACAUGUUACGGGGCUAUUUUCGAUUACAGGAUAUCUGUUGGAAAAUAUACCAAUUGAAGAUCUUAAAAUUCAAAAUGGAUCUAAAAAGGUGAAGGACAUAGCAUAUGAACACUAUGUUUAUUGCAUGAAAAGCCAUAAAAGAGCAUUAGAAUUCGCGGAAAAUCUCGAGUCCAUUUACGUCUGGUGUUUCGGAAUGGUGAUAGCUAUCAACAUGUGUGUAAUGAGCAUAACUGCAAUGCAGCUUACUACUGGCGCGUCAAAUGUAUUGCAAUCACUAAAAUACGGCACAUUUGCAGGCGUGCAAUUGCUCCAUCUUUUUUUCUACUGUUUUUUAUCAGAGAAGCUUCUGAGCAGCAGUUUGGUGAUACCUGAAUGCGCGAUGAAUGGAAAAUGGUACCUUUGUUCAAUAAAAGCCCAACGGCUGGUAACGAUAAUAAUAAGGAGAAGUCAAACUCCUUGCCAACUUACUGCGGGAAAAGUUCUUGUGAUGUCAAUGGAGACUUUUACAUCGAUUGUCAAAACAUCUGGGUCGUACUUCACAAUGUUGGUGCAAAUGCGAAAUGUGUAGUCCAAAAUUAUAAAUUUUAACGCGUAGUACAUUUAUAAAGUAACUAUUCUAAAUUAUAAUAUUAUAACUAUUCAAGUAAAUUCAUACAUACAUAUUCAUGUUUUUUUUUUU
Messenger RNA from Cotesia glomerata, 3351 nucleotides. RefSeq lists its product as uncharacterized. Gene Ontology annotation, cellular component: plasma membrane. Bases 88 to 3240 code for a protein of 1050 amino acids. Gene Ontology annotation, biological process: sensory perception of smell; detection of chemical stimulus involved in sensory perception of smell. The transcript has 24 exons. Gene Ontology annotation, molecular function: odorant binding; olfactory receptor activity. Lineage: Eukaryota; Metazoa; Arthropoda; Insecta; Hymenoptera; Braconidae. The record is from RefSeq and is a predicted model, not a curated record.